Dibothriocephalus latus is the source of this 246-nucleotide messenger RNA. NCBI's taxonomy places the organism in Eukaryota, Metazoa, Platyhelminthes, Cestoda, Diphyllobothriidea, Diphyllobothriidae. The record is from the annotation of a GenBank genome assembly.
AUGGUGGAGCAUCAAGAAAUGGAACUAACCAAAGCUGAACAGUUCCCCGAAAACGCCAUUACUGAACCCCUCAUCAUGCGUUCUCAAAUACUAAGCACGUAUAACAAUGCUAUGGAAACCGAAGAGCGAGUAGAGACGCUCAUCUAUGAGGAGGGUCUUCUUCGAGAGGAAAGAAAACUACUGAAACGUGAUUUCUCUCGCCUGCCCACUGCCGAGGUAUGUGCCUUUUGCAAAUUCAAAACCUGA